Molecule: messenger RNA, 3303 nt
Organism: Meleagris gallopavo (turkey)
Lineage: Eukaryota; Metazoa; Chordata; Aves; Galliformes; Phasianidae
Source: RefSeq, a predicted model, not a curated record
AUGACUAGAGAAUGGCAAAUGUUCAAUGUGUUUUCAGAACUGUCCAAAAGAGACUCUACAGCGGUGGGUAAUUCACUGGUCCAUAAGCGGUCUCCUUUACGUCGAAGUCAUAAGGCAUCAGCAUCCUCACCCAAACUGUCGUUACGUGAUGGACAGAAAGCCAAAAAGCCACUGUGUAAAUUUGAAGAAGGUCAGGAUGUCCUAGCUAGAUGGUCAGAUGGCUUGUUUUAUCUUGGAACUAUCAAAAAGAUAAACAAACUGAAACAGAACUGCUUCAUUAUAUUUGAGGACAGUUCCAAGUCUUGGGUUCUCUGGAAGGACAUACAAACAGGAGCCACUGAAAGUGGGGAAAUGGUCUGUACAAUAUGUCAGGAGGAGUAUUCAGAAGCACCAAAUGAAAUGGUUAUAUGUGAUAAAUGUGGGCAAGGUUAUCAUCAGCUGUGUCACACACCAAAUAUUGAUUCCAGCGUGAUAGAUUCAGAUGAUAAAUGGCUCUGUCGACAGUGUGUUUUUGCGACAACGACGAAGAGGGGUGGUGCGCUUAAGAAAGGACCAAAUGCCAAAGCACUGCAAGUCAUGAAACAGACUUUACCAUAUAAUGCAACAGACCUUGAGUGGGAUGCGGGUCAUAAAACCAAUGUCCAGCAGUGUUACUGCUAUUGUGGAGGACCUGGAGACUGGUAUCUAAAGAUGUUGCAGUGCUGCAAAUGUAAGCAGUGGUUCCAUGAGGCUUGUGUGCAGUGCCUCCAAAAGCCAAUGCUUUUUGGUGACAGGUUUUAUACAUUCAUUUGCUCAGUUUGCAGUUCUGGACCAGAAUACCUCAAACGUUUACCCUUGAGAUGGGUAGAUAUAGCACAUCUAUGCCUUUACAACCUAAGUGUUAUUCAUAAGAAGAAAUACUUUGAUUCGGAGCUUGAACUCAUGGCAUACAUAAAUGAGAACUGGGAUAGAUUACAUCCUGGUGAAGUAAGUAGUUGGAAUGGUCUUUCUUCCUCACUUUUCACUGUGCAUGUGUUGGGGACCUCUGAACUGUUUUAUGUAGGAAUAUUAAAUUUAUUACCUUAACAUCUGGUAACUCCAAAUGAUAGAGAUGAUCUUCAAUUUCUUUGCAGAAUUAAAAUAUUUAAGUUGUGUAUAUUUUUCUGCUCUGUAAAACUUCAUUUUAUUGUUUGCAUGGCAACUUUAUUUUUUAACUCAACUAUUGAUUCUGUAGCGUAUAUAUUUUGUUUUUAUUUUUAAUUGUCUCAUAGUUGCUUGAAUAUUUUCAUGUAUGCAGACUAGUAAACCUAUGCAUAUAACUGAAUGCAGAGUGUAUUUAGUAUGUAAAUAUCAAUACUCUAAGGUAAUACAUUAGAAAUCACUGUACACAAACAUUUCCUCUUUCCUCCCUGUUCCAAGCAUGAGUGUAAGCAGUUUGUCUAUUGGUCUUAAGGAUUUUGACUUUUUUCCAACCGUUUGGGCUGUUAUCAGGAAAAUAUGUAGGAAAUCCAUUUCCCCUAGCAAAUUGACUUCAUGUUUAAUGUUGAGGAAUGAUGUAGGUAGUCUUUUGGUUCUGCAUUUAAGGUUGAAUGCAGAGAUUUUUGUUGAAGUGACAUUGACAUACUGCAAGUGGAGUGUGUGCUUUUUUCUUGCAUAAGUGUUCAAGGUUUUGAAACUUUUAAACGUAGGUGGUAUUUAAAUAGUUGGAACUUCUCCUAAUGUAUUUCCUACUUCUGUAUUUAUUUUCAGUAAAUUAAUCCGUUCAUUCUAGCAGAUACAACAUGAGAAUGAAAUGUGUUCUUGGUUUAGAUGAUUGACAUGCACUAUUACUUUUGAUAAUGAAAAAUACUUUAUAAUACGUAUGUUCAGAGAUUGUGAGUGGCCUGUGUGGAGAAAUCCACAAAUAUUUAUUUUUGGCUAGUUAAGGUGGGAGGAGAGAAAAAUCCAAAAUGAGAAAGCGCGCCUGCCUAAGUGGUACUUGGAAUUCCUUAAGCAAUAUUUCUGUACCUCAAGGAAACUGCUUUUUUUUUUCUAAUCAGGCUACUUGGUUUUUGUUUUUCAGGUUUGUGGGGUUUUUGUUUUGUUUUGUUUUUUUGAAGGGCUAUAUUUUGAGUAAGCAAAUAAAUGCUGUGUUGAGGAAAUGUUCAAGGUUAUUUAUUCUGAUAAGUUUCUAAAUGUCUUAUGACACUGGGGAAAGUUGUGUCUUAAAAAAAUAAAGGCAAGUAUAUUUUUACCUUUUCUGAUAAUCUGUCGUCUUUGAACAGAAACUAGUCACAGAAUAACAUACAAUACUAAUAGUUUGAGUUUUCUAGUAAUCUUCGCUGGCUGCUAUGAGGCAUAGUACAUCUUUCUCUAGAUGGUUAGAAUUGAAUAAGUGUUGGUGGAAUUGAAUUACUAAGAUAGGAGUAAAUGGUGGAAUUAUUACAAUUCUUAAGCCCAUAUAUUUUUAUCAUGUUACCACUUGUGAUGCAAUAAAAAAUCUUGUAGGCUUCUGUGGCUGUGUGCUGAAGAAUUGCAAAACUUGUGCAUAGUAACGGAUUGUGUGAAAAUAUAUGAAAAGAUACCUUAAAACAGCUGUUACUUCACAAAAGUUGGUCAGAUUUCUCUUAACUUUGGCAGUCAAGUGGUUUUACUGAAUCUUGCAAUGUUAAAAGCUGGGCUCUUUUUUGAGUAUGUAUUGAGAUUUUAGAAAUUGUUAAAUGUGUUAGCUUUCUUGUUUAAGGAGAAUUGUAUUAUUUGCAAGUAUCUGAGGGCUUUCUCUUGAGCUGCAGUUGUACAGUUUGCUCUGUAGUAUUCUUAUUAAUCUUCGUGCUUUGUGAGCUGUAGAGCUGUUGGCCAGCUCUAUAAUUAAAGAUCAGUUGGCUGCAGAUCCACCUGGGUAUAAAUUCUGGAGCAUUUUUGCGUAGUAACUGGAAAUAUGGUAGCUACACUACUGUAUUUAAAAAUACUCUAAAUUCUAAUAUAUAAAUGUUGUGUCCACCUCUUGAAAGUCAUCAGUGCAGACAGAAAUGGGAAUUAAACCUUUGAGCAAGAUUUCAUUAAAGCAAUCACCAAUAAAACAACUGAAGUUCUUGUACUCUUCUUGCAGUCUUUUACUUUGGGUGUACUUAAUGCUACUGAGGUACUCAUGUUAGUGAUCCUGGGAAGGCAGACUAUGGUCCUUCUUGUUUACUAAAACAGUUUGAAAUGAUUUUCUGGUACUACAUAAACAGAAAACCUAGGUUCUUUGACCAGGGCUUGUCCCUAAUGUAAAUUCUGUGAAUGUGAAUCACAGAACAUAUGGAGAUUUGAAAACAAACAAAACAAAACAAAACAAAACAAAAC